UUCCGCAAAGCGUUUCGUCGAAACCAGAAAGAUCGGUGUCUGUCGACUGCUCGGUUCCUUGCACAUUUGGUCAAUCAAAAGGUGGUGCAUGAGCUAAUCGUUCUCGAAUUGCUCACUCUUCUCCUGGAACAGACUACCGACGACAGUGUGGAAGUGGCCGUGUCUGUGUUGAAAGAAUGCGGCGCGAUGCUCACACGACUAGUGCCGAAGGGUGUGCACGGUGUAUUCGAGCAUUUACGACGUAUUCUGAACGAGGGGAACUGUGACAAGCGUAUAUCUUACAUGCUAGAAGUCAUGUUUCAGAUUCGUCGUGACGGUUGGAAGGACCAUCCUAUCGUGUUGCCUGAUCUGGACUUAAUCCAAGAAGACGACCAGAUCACACAUACCACUUCAUUGUUGGAUCAGGUUGAUCCAGAAGAUCAUUUGAAUGUCUUCCGUUUCGAUCCAGACUACCAAGCAAAUGAAGAGAAGUACGCACAAAUCAAAGCUUCGUUCUUUGAGUCAGACGAUGAAGAUGAGGAUGAUGACGGGGAUGCAGACUCCGACGAUGGUUCUAGUGAUGGUGGCUCCGGGGAAUCAGAUGAAGACCAGGAGGAUUCUGAACGACCUCAGGGUGCGGCUGCCGCAGAUGGUACAGACAAACAGACGGUGAUCGAUCAGACUGAAACCAAUUUGGUUCACCUUCGGCGAACCAUUUAUCUAAUGCUUCAAAGCAGUCUCAGUGCGGAUGAGGCCGGACAUCGUUUGUUACAAUUGAAGAUACGACCGGGUGAGGAAUAUGAGGUUGCCUCCAUGGUUCUCGAUUGUUGUGCUCAGACCCGAAGUUACGAAACACGUUACGGACGACUGGCACAACGUUUGUGUCGUGUCAUUCUUACCAGUGGCGGGGGUGGAGGCGGUAGUGGUGGUGGUGGUUCCGGUUCUCGUCCUGCAGCACCAGACCUAGGUCCGGGAAGACGCUACAAACCGGGCCCAGAUUAUAGUCGUUCGAAAAAUACCGCUCCGGAACCGGAGGUUGUACAAGAUGCCGGUCCACCACGAAGCUAUGUGGCUGAGUUUGAAAAAAUUUUCUCCGAACAGUAUUCUAUUAUUCAUCGUUUGGAAACGGCUAAAUUGCGCAAUGUGGCCUUGUUUUUUGCGCACCUCCUGUACACAGAUUCAAUCUCAUGGGGUGUCUUCGAAUGUGUACGUCUAAACGAGCGUGAUACCACUUCGUCUGGUCGAAUUUUCCUGNCAAACUGA
Molecule: messenger RNA, 1242 nt
Organism: Echinostoma caproni
Lineage: Eukaryota; Metazoa; Platyhelminthes; Trematoda; Plagiorchiida; Echinostomatidae
Source: the annotation of a GenBank genome assembly